Molecule: messenger RNA, 5094 nt
Organism: Rhineura floridana
Lineage: Eukaryota; Metazoa; Chordata; Lepidosauria; Squamata; Rhineuridae
Gene: LCA5
Product: lebercilin LCA5
Exons: 9
Coding region: 708-2759 (683 amino acids)
Biological process (GO): intraciliary transport
Cellular component (GO): axoneme
Source: RefSeq, a predicted model, not a curated record
AUUCUUCGGCUUUUCAGCCAAUGAGCAGCUUUACCUGCCCAGUCUCUGUCCAAUGGAAAGGAGCCCAGAGUCUCUUCUUGCCUGCCUUUUCCGGCCAUAUCGCACGCGGCGAUUGGGUUUUUGAGCGAACAUUUUGGCACGGGAGGCAUCCAAUAGGGACGAUAGAGAGCUCCUGAUCCUCCUCCGAUCCCUGCCCCCAAUCCCCGCCCCCAAUCCCCGCCCCUUUCUUCCUCAUCCCCGUUACCCUGGAAUCUGCUGUAAAUAUCUCGGGACGCGGCCGUGGUGUUGCGGCUCCUUUAAGUGGGGUCUCUGACUGCAACCGUCUGGCUCGUGCAGGGGAUUUGUACAGCCCGAGGAGGCAGGUACACUGGAGUUUUUAAGAUGUCCCGAGAUGCUUGGCUAUUAAUCUGUUGUGAAGUGUGGCCUGAGUCCUCUGGGGAAGUUACUAUGACAACAAAAUGCCUUCUGAAGACAAGACCUUUAUAGUCUUUUCGGUAUCCCACUCCCCAGAACUAAUAGAAAGAAACAUGCAUUCUGAAUGACAACGACUGACUGCCAAAGCAAAAGCCAACAGCCUUUCUUAUGAAUGUAGGGUAAUGAUGAACUGGCAAGCAGCCUGCCAGCAGUUCUACCCGUGACUGUGCAAGCCGCCUUCUGGCAAAUGAAUAUUCCUUGAGGAAAGGCCUUGAACAUUCUUUUUAUUUAGAAUGGGUGAAAGAGGAAGGAGUCUUGAUUCUGGACAUAACAGAAAAUCAGACAGUGAUAAAAGCAGUAAUUCUUACUAUUCUGAUGACGAUUCAUCUCGUGCCUCUGAUCACUCACCAACAAUAAGCACUCAAUCUGUAAACACUGGAGAAAAAAGUAAUAAAGCACAGAAUUUGAAAAGCCUUCCACAUUACCAAGGCACUAAGCAAAUUGCCUCUAAAUACGCACCCAGCAAAAGAGGGAUCCGCUGGGGUUUUCGCUCCCAGAGUCUCAACAGGGAGUCUCCUGCCAAAGAUAUCAGUCUAGUUACAAAAAGAGUCCUUUCUGCUAGGUUGCUGAAAAUCAAUGAGCUUCGUAAUGAGCUAACAGAACUGCAUGUCAAGCUUGAUGAGCUGCAGAAAGAAAACAGGGUACUCAAGCGGCUUCAAUACAGACAUGAGAAAGCUCUCCAUAAGUUUGAAGACACAGAAAAUGAAAUCUCUCAACUCCUGGCACGGCAUAAUGAUGAGAUGAGAAUAUUGAGGGAGCGCUUAAGAAAAUCACAAGAAAGAGAACAAAUAACAGAGCGAAAGCUGAGGGCUUCAGAGGAGGAGCUGUACAAGGCCAAAAGUAACUUACAAAAAUUGAGAAGACUUGCUGAAGACAGGCACCUCCCUGAACGUGAUGAGCUGGCUAAGAAGUUAGCAUUAGCAGAAAACAGGCUGGAUGACACUGAGAAGAGAAUUAAGGACUUGGAGAAGAACCUUGACCUUAGUAAUAGUAGUUUCCAAAGACAAUUGCAUUCUGAGAAAAAGAAAUUAUGUGAAGCUCAGGAAGAAAACAAAGUUCUCCAAGAGGAAGUCCAACGGCUAAGUCAAAAAUUAAAGGAAAAAGAAAGAGAACUAGAUGCAAAAAAUAUAUAUGCUAAUCGAAAGUUAAAACCUUCACCCAAAAAAGAUGUUGAUAUUGCACCAAGAAAAAAAGCAGCUGAUAAGAAUACUAAAAGAGAAGUACAGAUAACAAAAGGAGUACAGACCACUGGAUACAUUUCUCCAGUAGAAUUUCCUUUACCACCAGACUUCAUUUCUGAUGAAACACCAGAGGAAAAGGAAGAUGAUGCACAUCUCAGAAUGGAACAGGCAGUUAAAGACUGGAAAGAACAAGCAGAACAUUUCAAGGAAGAACAGAGCAGAGAAAGAGAAGAGAGACUAAAAAGUGACCAAGAGCUGCAAGCAUUGGAAGAGAGAGCCAAAAAACUAAGAGAUGAAUGGGAGAAGGAGGAAUCUGAGAGAAAGAAGAAGGAAAAUACUCUUUUGCUGGGAAAAGAAGAAAAAGUAAAGAUGGAAACAGAAGUAUAUAGCUUAGAAAAUGGGAUGCAAAAUAAUGGAAGAAUAGAAGAGGAAAGACGGAAGGAAAUUCUGCUUACUAAGAUGUAUGAAAUUGACAGAGAAACCCAAAUCAAUACAAAGGUUGCUUCCCAAGAGCACACUUUGGAGAUGGUAACUAUACCUUAUUCCUUGGAAAAAAAUAAGAGACCAUUCCAGUGCUCGGAAACAACUGAGAAAUUAUUCAACGGUUUUCUGGAAUAUGAUCAGCACAGUAGUAUGGUUACAAAAGGAGAAAUCCAGAAAUGGCAAAAUACAGAGGCCACAUGUUCAAGCAAUGAUUUAACAUUUGGUAGCUAUGUACCUUCUUUUGGGAAAGUGUCAGGGAGGCCGAGCUGGCUUAAUCAAAAAAGUGACUUCCUCGAUGAACCCACUAAGGAAGAUGUAGGGCUCAACACUAAGCGAGAGAAAAAGUCCAGUUUAAUGGAGCAGCUGUUUGGAAGCAAUGCCAACACUAUCACUGCACCUAAGAAAAAUGAUUUGGGUCCUUUUGGACAAGACAGUGGUACAAAUGAUGGUUUUCAGGAUAAAGGUUCCACAGUCAAAGUAAAAGAGGACAGUGAUCUGUUCUUUAGUGAAGGAAAGAACUUUAACCCGAAAAGGCACCGAUUGCAGCACACCGCAAAUAGACCCGCAGUUAAGGCUCUUGAUUUCUUGGAAGAUGAAAUUGAGGAAGUUCUAUUGCAGUGAUUAUAUUCUGUAAAACUCAGUGUGUGUAAAUAGUACAUGUAUUUAUGAUGUUAUUUAUAGUCUUAAAAACAUUUCAGAUGUCUUUAUAAAUACAAAGCGAUUAAAAUAUAAGUGCAGAUAAAUUGGGAUAUAUAGCCUGAUGAGUCAUCAAGAAGGCAGCUCUUUAACGAGUGUCCUAAGCAAUUAAAAGUGGUGACAGUUAUAGGUAUAACAAGCUGUAGGGAUUUCUAAGUAUGAUCCCACCCAGUCUACGUGACUGUGUCUCCCUCACCCUAAAUGUCUUCAUUCUGUAAACAGAAUAAUUUCCCUCUCUACUUAGACGCCAGAAUUUCUGUUGAUAUUUUUCAUCCUUAAAUGAACACAACUCAGUGAUACAAUGCUAACAAAUGAGUUGGACUGCUCUUGCAUGACACCAUUUUAAUACUGUGUUUUGCAUGUGGCCACAAAAAGAAAUUGCCAAGAGUCCUUUCUUUUCUAGCAAUGGAGAAAAGGUAGCUUCCUCUACUACUCUUCUUUAAAUUGUCUCUCUGGGGCAUGGCAAAAGACAUUAAUGACCUUUACGAAUGGGGUCUCUGUUAUGGGGAAUCUUCUCAAGUGUGCAGAGUUAGGCAAUAGAUUCAGAAAAAAAGGCUAGGUUGCCCCUUUUGCCUUCUCCCAAGUUGUAUAGUUUCAAUACAUCACAGGUUCAUUGCAAAUAUUUUGUUGAACUAAGACAUGAGAACAAUACAAAGGAGAUGGCCGAAUGGGUUUAUAUGUAUUAUGGGGACUUAUCAACCAAUCAACUUGUUAUUCUAGUCUUGCAUAAUAAGCUUAUUUUCCUGGGAAAGGUAAUACUGAAGCUAUUUUAUUGUUGAUAGAAUUGGAUCUGAAUUUCUCAUUCAGUAAAAUAGAAUGUAGGACUUGACUGAGCACUAAAUAACUUCAUAAUUUGUCAUCUUGUACCUUCUGUUGGAAUGUGUAUGAGAAAACUGUUUGUGAAGUAAAAAAAAAGUGUGCCCUGUUUAAGGUUAUGGAAGUUAACCUAGCACUGGCUUAAUUUGUCAUCAGUGACAACUGUUAUAUAUCAUUCCAGUUCCAUUAACAAGCCUACUCUAUAGUAAAUGGUUUGUAGAUUACAGCCAUGAAGCAUAAUCCACUUAAUGAACUGGGCAUAAUUCACCAAGUGAAUUUAGUGAAUCUUUGUGCUUGUGCAGAUGUUUCUAGUAGAUUGUGCUGAAUGUCUCUUCCUAUUGGCUUUGAAUUAAACUUUAUGGAUGAUACCCAGUUUAUCCACUGACAACAGAGCAUCAGUCAGUGGAACUGGAAGGGAGGCAAAUUUUGGUAAUCCCCUACCUUUCUGUAGUCCCCAGCACUCUGUGUAAAUAUGUUCCAGAGGAUCGUCCAAGUCUCCAGAGCAGACUUAAAGAGGACAUUGAAGGAGAGGCACAGGGGGAUGCUGAAAAUUGCCCCCCUUCCCUUUCUGCUAAUGGAUUCCCUUCCAUCAGCAGACAGACAGCCUGCAAUGCUAUAGUGGAAAAUAAUAUUGGAGCAAAUAAAAUUGUUUUGUUUUUAAUAGUUAAUUUUUGUCCAGUUUAAAAACCCAUUCUUGAAUGUAACAAAUUACAGGAGACUACUGAAGAUUUAGUAAUAUGACUGGUAAAAAUGUGCAUUUGGCUAUAUCACUUAGCUGUAAUUGCAGUUCUUUUGAAGUGUAAAAUCAGUUUAUACUACUUAUAUGGGACAUCUUGAACGGAUGAUAUCGAAAAACAUGAGCAAAAGAAUUGGCUAGCAGCUAUCCAGGUCUCUGGACUUACACUUUUGUCCAGCUGAAACAGAGCACCAACUUCACAACACUUUCUGGCUGUUUUUAUUUUAAAGGCAAUAGACAAUUGUCCCAAUCUAGGGAAUGUAGUUCAGAUGAAUCAGUUCCACAUAAAGCACAAAAAGCUGUUGAAAGAUUAAAAAAUGACAUAUUCACCUUGGGGUGUGUGUAGAACUGUGCCAUCCUGAAACUUUUUACUGCAGUGGGAUUCUCGUGAGACUUCAGGAGCAGUUGUGCUUAAGUUUCCUAUUGAUGAGAACUAGGAUGCUUUAGCCUCUGAUGGCAAGGAGACAGCAACAGAGAUGAAAACUAGGUACCUUUAUAGCCCUGCUUCUCUGGUAUCCAUCCCAUCUAAACAUGUACUUCAUGUUAUCAGUGACUUUGCUGGUUAUCUCAUAGGUGGGUCAAGGAAUCCUGAAGAAUUGCUCAUAGAUGCACAAUAGGAAUACUGGUGUUCUAGAAUGAGGUUAAAGGUGAUGGGGGGAAAAACAAGCUCUUGCUUACUACAGAAUCAAAUUAAGAAACAUUUCUACA